Messenger RNA from Xiphophorus hellerii (green swordtail), 2605 nucleotides. RefSeq names its product CD99 molecule (gene cd99). The record is from RefSeq and is a predicted model, not a curated record. The transcript is spliced from 13 exons. Lineage: Eukaryota; Metazoa; Chordata; Actinopteri; Cyprinodontiformes; Poeciliidae. Bases 141 to 776 code for a protein of 211 amino acids. Gene Ontology annotation, biological process: T cell extravasation; homotypic cell-cell adhesion; positive regulation of neutrophil extravasation. Gene Ontology annotation, cellular component: plasma membrane.
UCACAGUGUAACUCUACACCCGCUUCAACUCAGCCCAGCUCAGCGCAGGGGAACAGACUGGCGACCACAAACCCUCGGAGCUCACGCGAACUGGAUCAAAACCAGCAAAGACUUCAGGAGUACCUCCACCCGGCCUCAGGAUGAACUUUUGUUUACGGAUACUUUCCCUCCUUUUGCUCAUCGCUGCAACAUUAACGCAGGACGAAUUUGAUCUCUCAGACGCUCUUGGACCAGACCCAACACCAGAAAAACCCAAAGAGCAGCCAGCGUCUCCAAAGAAAUCUGGAAGUGAUGGUGGGCUGGACCUCUCCGAUGCUUUUGGACCAGGUCCAACACCCAAAAAGCCAAGUUCUGGAAAUUCUGGUGGCUUUGACCUGGAGGAUGCUGUCAAACCAGGCCCCACCGAGAAACCAAAAAAACCUGGGUACAAACCAAGUGGUGGAGGAGGAGGAAGUUUUGAUGAUUCUGACCUGAUGGAUGUUAGCAAUGAUGGUUACAAGCCUGAUGAUGGAGGACGCUCUGGAGGCCGUGCAGUGGACCCUGGCUAUGAUGACCAAGGUGGAGCUGGUAAACCUCAAGGUUCUGGACCACUUGCAGGAAUCAUUAGUGCUGUAGGUGUCGCUCUGGUGGGAGCCGCGUCCAGUUACUUUGCUUAUCAGAAGAAGAAGCUCUGCUUCAAGCUGCAGGGAGGUGCAGAUCCAGAGAAAGGUCACCAAGGAGGUCAGUCUAAUCCAGGAGACAACCAGAUUUUUAGCAACCUGCUCCGGAACAACUAGAUCCUGAACCAGAACUUGAUCCGACUUUUCAGCCAACAGCCUUAAGACGUCUUUGGUACAGAAAAGAGCCACAAGUUCCACCAACACAUCCAGAACAAAAUGACAGCCAGCUUAUCUUACUCUGAGCUUCAGCAACAGUCAGAAUAUAAUUUUUUGUUGAUGUGUUUUGACUUUAUGUUACUCUUGUAAACUUCAUUUUUGUCUUUUUCAUGUUUGCUAACCUGUUGGUUUCAUGUAAUGAGUCACUGCAGGAAAUCUGUUUGCUCCAGUAUCUUCCAUAAAAACCUUGUACCCAUCAGGAAAGGACGCUUGUGGCGUUGGCUUCUGUUUACUGUGGAGUAUCUAAUCUCACCUCCCAAAUAAUUCAAAGAUGAGGAAAACAGAAGUAAUCUCAGCCACUGUCCUGGUCAGCCCACAAUGAGUCAGAAUCUUCUAGUUGGCCACUGAGCUGCCAGAAAAAUUGGUCAUCAUUUGUGGAAAAAAUAAAUAAAUAAUAAUAAUAAUAUAUAUAUAUAUAUAUAUAUAUAUAUAUAUAUAUAUAGUUCAGAGAUAAGAAACUCAGAACUUUUAUUAUAAUGGGAGUUCUGAGACAAACAUGAUGUGUGACUCGUUGAGAUGUUUUUAGUUUUAUAAGACACUGGUCAUAAGUGUUUUAUGUAGCUGUUUUAUGUUUUAUCAGCAUGGCUCCUUCAGCCAUGCUGAUGGCUGAAGGAGCUUUAAUGUAAACUGAUUGUCGUGUAACCAAGGGCUAAUUGAAAGUGCAAAUAGUAAAUGUACAGAAUUGAAUUUUGUAUUUGUGAGGGACCUUUAGAAAAACACAGAAAGCUGCAACAGAGCUUUGUACUGUUUUACGGAAGCACUUAGCUGCUAAAGCUGGAAUAUAAAUAAAGCUGCAAUAUCUCCUUAAAACAAGAAACUUUCUGGUUAUAAUGAGAAAUAAGUCUUAUUCCUCAAAGUGUUUCAUUGUUACGACUUUGUAUCUAAAUGGCAAGAAACUUUCUUGUUAUGAUGAGCUGCUUUAUUUCCUAGCUGUAGAAGUUAAUUAUUUCUGAACUGUUUGAAAUUACUAGCCCUAGUUCUAAUGCUGCACUCUGUUUAGCUUAGUUUUUCUUUUCUAAACCGUUUACACUGUUUCCUGAUGGAUUUUCACACACCAAACUAGACCUGUAGAGUAGCUGCUUGGUUAAGCUGACUAACUAGCUGCUAACAUGUUAAUAGCCAGACUAACUAGCAGCCAGUUAGCUAGUCGCUAACAUCUUUGCUGCAACAAAGACAUAAUGCUAAAGGCCAUUUUUAAAGGAUUGUUUUCUUGUUUUUUAGUUGAAAAAUUAAGUACUGAUACCUAAAAAAUUAUGUUUUUUAUCUCAGAGUUGGAUAUCUGUUUAUUAUGCCUUUGAUAUACAAUAUAAAUGCUUUAGCUUAGUCCUUUUUGGUUCUGCUGAUUCAUAUAAAACAUCACCGCGCGCUGAGGUUCCACUUCUUUGUUGAAUCUUAUCUCUUCUCUUUUCAUUGAGCGGUUGCUGCUGUCUGUGUUUGGCGCCUUUUAAUUUGAUAGACAAGGACGUGUUGUUGCAGAACGUCUGAAUGAUGAAAUACAAAAACAAGCUGCAUUUCUAUGUGCUGUAAAUAAUCCACUCCUUUAGAUAUGAGUUCUAUGACUUGUUCUGUCAGCUUCUACCAUCAGUUUGAAGUGUGUUUUGUUAUUUUAAGCAUAUGUCUGUUUUAGCUACAUCGACAUUGUGCAGGUCUGUUACUGGAAUACUAAAUGCAUGAUUUGUCAUAGGAUUUUUGGUGUGUACAUGAUUUUAAUAAAGUGUUAUUGUACACUA